UGCCCAGAAAGAAGUGAUGUCCACCGGUAGCUGUCUUGAGAAGCUAAGGCUCCAGCCGAGGUCUCCAGGCCUCCGACCGGCCCAGCAGUGAGCGCGGCUGCGCGACGCUUCAGGGCCAUGGCGACGCCGGCGGGGCUGGAGCGCUGGGUUCAGGACGAGCUGCACUCGGUGUUGGGGCUGAGCGAGCGGCACGUCGCCCAGUUCCUGAUCGGUACCGCACAGCGCUGCACCUCGGCCGAGGAGUUCGUGCAGCGCCUACGAGACACUGAUACCUUGGAUCUCAGUGGGCCGGCCCGGGACUUCGCCUUGAGACUCUGGAACAAGGUACCACGAAAGGCAGUGGUAGAAAAGCCAGCUCGGGCAGCAGAGCGAGAGGCCCGAGCCCUGCUGGAGGAGAACCGAUCUUGUAAGUUACUGGAAGACAGUGAAGAGAGCAGUGAGGAGACUGUGAGUAGGGUUGGAAGCAGCCUCCAGAAGAAACGUAAAAAGCGGAAACACCUCAGGAAGAAGCGUGAGGAAGAAGAGGAAGAAGAGGAGGAAGAGGCUUCUGAGAAAGGGAAGAAGAAAACAGGGGGGAGUAAACAGCAGACAGAGAAGCCAGAGUCAGAAGAUGAGUGGGAACGGACAGAGCGUGAGCGCCUUCAGGACCUGGAGGAGCGUGAUGCCUUUGCUGAGCGGGUUCGACAGCGGGACAAGGAUCGGACUCGAAAUGUCCUGGAACGGUCAGACAAGAAGGCUUAUGAAGAGGCUCAGAAGCGCCUCAAGAUGGCCGAGGAAGACCGGAAGGCCAUGACCAUUUAA
Molecule: messenger RNA, 801 nt
Organism: Symphalangus syndactylus (siamang)
Lineage: Eukaryota; Metazoa; Chordata; Mammalia; Primates; Hylobatidae
Product: pre-mRNA-splicing factor ATP-dependent RNA helicase DHX16-like
Source: RefSeq, a predicted model, not a curated record